This is a messenger RNA of Hansenula anomala, 531 nucleotides long. RefSeq lists its product as uncharacterized. The record is from RefSeq and is a predicted model, not a curated record. Bases 1 to 531 code for a protein of 176 amino acids. Lineage: Eukaryota; Fungi; Ascomycota; Saccharomycetes; Phaffomycetales; Wickerhamomycetaceae. The transcript has a single exon.
AUGGCUAUGAAAUCUCGGUUCAAUCUUGAAGAAUUUGGACUUGUAAUAGUUGUCCUGAGUUCCCUAUUUUAUUCAACAGCCGCCUCUUUAACUCAUUAUACACUGUUUCCAAAUUCACAUUACGAUUAUGGCUGUGAAGUUUCAGAUGGAAACCAAAUAUGCUUUAUGGAAUUGAUGACUUAUAAUAAAAUCAUUGAUGAUGUUAAAAGCACAAGAAUUUGGGUGCGUCCAAGUGAUAAUCAACAUUUUAACGUCUUACAUUUUAAGGAUUCAAAUCAAUGGAGUGAUAAAUCAAAUGCCACAAUUGAAAUUUGUAAUGAAUUGUUAUCAAAUUAUGAUGAUCAAAUAGAUUAUUGUGGAUAUAGACUUAGACUUAAAAGAAAACAAAUGAAUAAUGAAGAUUGGAUCUUAUGGAAUAAAAUGAUGGAAUUUACUGCACAGACUUAUGAAGAGCCAAAAUGUGAGAAAAUAACUAAAUCUUGCGGAUUAUUGUCAACUUUGAUUCAAGUUAUGCUUCAACCAAUCAAAUAA